AUGCUCAGAAAAGAAUUAGAAAAAAUUGCUUUACUAUUACUGUCUGGUACAGUUCUGGUAAAUGCAGCUCCAGUUGAUGUAUUCGUCACUGAAUAUGCAGCUCCAGUUUUUGUGACUGUUGCUCCUCCUGGUGCCAACGAGUUUAGUACUCAAUGGCCUGGCCAGUCGUACACUACCACAUUAUGGCCAAGUGCUCCUAGUCCAGCACCCCCUGCUGCUGCUCCUCCUGCUCCUGCGCCUCCUGCCUCAGCACCCCCUGCUCCAGCACCCCCCGCUCCUGCCCCCCCUGCUUCUGUAUCUCCUACUCCAGCACCUCCUGCUCCAGCGCCUCCCGCUCCAGCACCCCCUGCUGCUUCACCUCCUCAGCCCGCUCCACCUGCUGUAACGCCAAAUCCCCCACCUGCACCUUCUCCUCCAGCUCCCACUACAAGCACCAGCUUGCCCCCUCCACCAGCCCCUUCUCCUACUACUACAUCAAUCCCACCUCCUCCCCCAGCUCCUUCACCCAGUACUACUACUAGUACUCCACCCCCUCCACCUCCACCACCAGCUCCUGCUCCUACAACUUCCACACCACCACCUCCUCCACCACCACCAGCUCCCACUACUUCUACUCCACCUCCUCCGCCAGCUGCCUCCAAGCCGCCUGGAUACAUCCCUCCAAUUCCUGGUCAAAACGGAAUUCCUGCUAUUUCCAAUCCUGUUUCUCCAAUUCUUCCCGAAACGAUCGUUUAUAGUCCUUACAACAACGAUGGCUCUUGCAAAGCUGCUGACGUUGUAAGUCAAGAUCUUGCUCUGAUUGCUUCACGUAAUAUUCCUUCAAUCAGAGUUUAUGCAACUGACUGUAACUCGCUACAAAAUGUCCAGCCUGCCGCUCAAGCUCUUGGUCUGAAGAUUAAUCAGGGAUUCUGGAUCGACAACUCUGGCGUGGAUUCCAUUGACCAAAGUGUAUCCGAUGUUAUCUCUUAUGGUCAAGCUAAUGGUUGGGAUAUCUUCAAAGUUAUAACCGUCGGAAACGAGGCCGUUUUGAGUGGAUACUGUAGUGCCAGUGAUCUUUAUCAAAAGAUCCUUUCGGUCAAGUCACAACUACGAGGUGCUGGAUAUAACGGCCCUGUCACAACAGCCGAAGUACCUGACACUUACCAAGCUAAUCCAGAGUUGUGUGGUACUGAUGCUGUUGAUUACGUCAGUGUAAACUCGCACUCUUACUUCAAUCCCGGAGUUGCUGCUUCUGGUGCGGGACAGUUUGUAUUGAGUCAACAACAACUUACUCAACAGUAUUGUAACAGAAACGAUGUCACUAUUUCUGAGACCGGUUAUCCCCACACUGGUGAUGUUAAUGGAUUAAAUGUUCCAUCACCUGAUAACCAACGUGCUGCUAUUGAAAGCUUGCUCCAAGCCUUUAACGGUCAAAUUACUAUUUUAACAACAUACGAUGACUAUUGGAAGCAACCUGGUCCCUACAAUAUUGAGCAACAUUUUGGAGCUAUCUCACUUUUUAAUUAG
Messenger RNA from Sugiyamaella lignohabitans, 1506 nucleotides. RefSeq names its product Scw11p (gene SCW11). The coding region runs from base 1 to 1506 and encodes 501 amino acids. Gene Ontology annotation, molecular function: 1,3-beta-glucanosyltransferase activity; glucan endo-1,3-beta-D-glucosidase activity. Gene Ontology annotation, biological process: cell wall organization. NCBI's taxonomy places the organism in Eukaryota, Fungi, Ascomycota, Dipodascomycetes, Dipodascales, Trichomonascaceae. The record is from RefSeq and is a predicted model, not a curated record. The transcript has a single exon. Gene Ontology annotation, cellular component: fungal-type cell wall; cell surface; extracellular region.